UCUACUGAGUUCGUCGUAGCAUGAUACAUUUUUUUAAGUGAUGGCAGAAGGAGGAGUGGAACAACGGGACAUUGCGGGUGAAGGGAAUAACUGGUUAGUCAACGAAACUGACGUCAGAAUGUUGAUGGACAAAGUAGCACGCCACCGCUAUUACAAAUCGGAUAAUGAUUCGGAGAGUGUAUCCAUUAUGAACAUGUGUACAAUGCUCUUUGAAAGAGACUAUGAAUGUCAGCAUCUAGAUAAUCAGCGUGGGAAAUUCUGCCCGACUUAUCCAAUGAACAUAAUUAUUCCUGUAAAAGAGAGAGCAGACGUUGCUGAAGCGCAGUUUCCGAACACUAGCUUCGAUGUUGAUGAAUUCAUUCCACUGGUUGAGCAAUCGCACCUUUGUAGACGCAAACACAGGUUUCCUGUACCUGUUAUCUUAUUUGAAGGGAAGUAUAUUUGCCGUUCUGCCUCAAUCUAUAGUAACGUGGCGUCACAAUGGUCCGAGGAGGAUGGAAGACACAAAUCUUUCGAAACCAAAUUUUUCGAAUACGGGAUGACUAUUGAUAGUGCAAUCUAUUUAUUACAGAAUGUUAAAUUCCGAAGACAAAUCAUAAAGGAUGCUGAUGUCAUGAGGUACUGUAACAUACGUUACAUUUUUGACUUGAGAAUGGAAAACUCAAUGCAAAGGCGUUCUCCAACGGUGAAUGCUUCAGAAGGUGUUUACUUGCAGUAUUAUACAGAAUUCAAAAAAAUUUCCGUACCUUACCCAGAGGUCGCUUCGUUUAGAGACUUCUGCCUCAAUCCAGAGAUUGAAGAGCUAUAUUACGAUUGGACUUCGAGAAGGCGUCGCUUCAGAUUUCAUGUGCCUGCCGAUGAUUUUAUAAGACCUCCAAGGAUAGACUUUAGUUAUUACCAGGAGUGGAAAGUUCUUGUUCUCACUGAAAAUUAUCUUUUGCUCUUAUUGCACUAUAUAGCUUUAAGCGAAAAGGGAGCCCUUGUCCAUUGCAUUACUGGUAUAGAUAGGACUCCACUCUUCAUAACCCUUUUACGUUUGUCACUUUGGGCUGAUGGCUUGAUCCACAAAUCAUUAAAUCCUAUAGAGAUGACUUACUUCACGGUAGCAUAUGAUUGGUACCUCUUCGGGCAUGACUUACCCAAACGAGCUAAUGGAGGACACUGGAUCAUGUUUUUCUGCUUCUCCUGCCUCGCAUAUAUUUCAUCACUAAUGUUUUCGAUAAGAGCGUCGAUCGGCCUUUCGCGUCCACGGGACCGUCUGUAUAAACUCAACACAGUAUAUGAACUAUUCGAGGAGCUAUACUAUUCUGUAAUAAAACAAAUUUGGGAGGAAGAAUUAGCAGGAACUUAAUCUUCAGAAAAAUCAGAAUCUCAAAAAUCUUUAAAAAAUCGGAAUCGUAAAAUCCAGUCAUAAGACCUUUUUCUCAAUUUGUUGGCAUGUACAAAAUGUAAUUAAUGAAAUGUUUCUAAUAAGAUUUAUAUUUUUCAUAAUUUCUAAUAUCUAAAGCAAUAAACUAUAAUUUCCAUAU
Messenger RNA from Stegodyphus dumicola, 1529 nucleotides. RefSeq names its product phosphatidylinositol-3,5-bisphosphate 3-phosphatase MTMR14-like. The record is from RefSeq and is a predicted model, not a curated record. NCBI's taxonomy places the organism in Eukaryota, Metazoa, Arthropoda, Arachnida, Araneae, Eresidae. Gene Ontology annotation, molecular function: phosphatidylinositol-3-phosphate phosphatase activity. Gene Ontology annotation, biological process: dephosphorylation.